Molecule: messenger RNA, 14914 nt
Organism: Colius striatus (speckled mousebird)
Lineage: Eukaryota; Metazoa; Chordata; Aves; Coliiformes; Coliidae
Gene: ZBTB37
Product: zinc finger and BTB domain containing 37
Exons: 5
Coding region: 244-1755 (503 amino acids)
Biological process (GO): regulation of transcription by RNA polymerase II
Molecular function (GO): RNA polymerase II cis-regulatory region sequence-specific DNA binding; DNA-binding transcription factor activity, RNA polymerase II-specific; protein binding
Source: RefSeq, a predicted model, not a curated record
CGCCACCGCCUCACGGGCGGCAAUUUUCUUCCGGGGUGCGGCCCACUCGGGGGGUUUCGCUUCCGGGACGGUGCUGCGGGCCCUUCCCACCCCCGCCAGGGGAAGGGGGCAAAAAGUUUUCAGACCUUACUACAUCAGAAGCAAAAAGAAAAGGAAAGCAGCAAGAUACCACCCCCGUUUCUUCCCCUUCGCAUGUCACUCGGAACGUUACAGUAAGGUCGUGCACCUGCAACUGGGACAGCCAUGGAGAGGAGUGGAAACAUUCAGCUGGAGAUUCCUGACUUCAGUAAUUCUGUCCUGAGCCACCUGAAUCAGCUACGCAUGCAGGGUCGCCUAUGUGACAUUGUGGUCAACGUCCAGGGGCAGGCUUUCCGCGCUCACAAGGUGGUGCUGGCCGCCAGCUCACCCUACUUCCGCGACCACAUGUCCUUGAACGAGAUGAGCACCGUUUCCAUUUCUGUCAUCAAGAACCCUUCUGUUUUCGAGCAGCUCCUUUCCUUUUGUUACACCGGUAGGAUAUGCCUGCAGCUGGCUGACAUCAUCAGUUACCUGACGGCUGCUAGUUUCUUGCAGAUGCAGCACAUCAUAGACAAAUGCACGCAGAUUCUUGAGGGAAUUCAUUUCAAAAUCAAUGUGGCAGAAGUAGAAGCUGAAUUGAGCCAGACCAGGACAAAACAUCAGGAAAGACCACCAGAGUCUCACCGCGUGACGCCAAAUCUGAACCGUUCUCUGAGCCCGCGCCACAACAACCCGAAGGGGAGUCGCCUGGGCCAGGUCAGCACGGUGCUGGACAUUCGGGAGCUGAGCCCGCCCGAGGAAUCCACCAGCCCCCAGAUCAUUGAGCAGAGUUCAGACGUGGAAAGCAGGGAGCCCAUCCUACGGAUUAACAGGGCGGGACAGUGGUACGUCGAGACGGGCCUGGGAGACCACGGGGGACGGAACGAUGACGACAUCCGCGUGCUGGGGGGAGUACGCAUUAAAACAGAGAACCUGGAGGAGUGGCUUGGGGCAGAGCAUCAGCCAUCAGGAGAAGAUGGGAGCAGCGCUGAGGAGGUCACUGCUAUGGUGAUCGACACCACAGGCCACGGGUCGAUGGGUCAAGAGGCUUACGCGUUAGGGUCCUCUGGGGCCAAAGUGGUCAGGCCAACCAGCAGUGAGAUUGACAGAUUUAGCCCUUCUGGCAGCAUGGUUGCUGUGACUGAGCGGUACAGAUCAAAAAGCGAGUCUCCCGGGCGGAUGGAUGAGCCCAAGCAGCCCAGUUCCCAGGGGGAGGAAUCGGCCAUGCUGGGAGUGAGCGGUUACGUGGAAUAUCUGCGGGAACAGGAGGUUUCAGAGCGCUGGUUCCGGUACAACCCACGGCUCACUUGUAUUUACUGCGCCAAAUCCUUCAACCAGAAGGGCAGCCUGGACCGGCACAUGCGUCUCCACAUGGGCAUCACGCCUUUUGUGUGCCGCAUGUGUGGGAAGAAGUACACGCGCAAGGAUCAGCUGGAGUAUCACAUCCGCAAGCACACGGGCAACAAGCCCUUCCACUGCCACGUCUGCGGUAAAAGCUUCCCUUUCCAGGCCAUCCUCAACCAGCACUUUCGCAAGAACCACCCUGGCUGUUUGCCUCUGGAGGGGCCCCACAGCAUCUCUCCCGAGACCACCGUCACAUCCCGGGGGCAGGCGGAGGAGGAAUCUCCUCCACAGGAGGAGGCUGUGGCUGUUGGGGAGACGGCGCAGGGAUCUGUGUCCACAACUGGGCCAGAUUGAAACACAGCUGCAGAGUCUGGGGAGAAAGGACCAUCUUCCCAUUUUCAGCUCUAAAGAGUCAGCACCAACCUGGCAGGCUGGUACUGUGAUUAGUGCAAUGCCACCACCGGACAGAAAAAAAACCCCAAGAUGUUGCCAAAAUAGAAAAAUCUUCCUCUCUCUCUCUCUCUCUCUCACACCCACACAAACACACGUAGAGUGUUUAAAGUUUUUCUCCCUUGUUCCUCCUCCUCUUGGAGAAAAACAAAACAACUGUGUCAAUCAACUUCUUAUUCAGGGAUCAACAGGAUUUUAAAUUUUUUUACUGUUCUGUAGCGACCUGGGACGAGCAGCCAUUUGUGUUCCCGGGCGGCGCUUUGGCCCGGCAGCUCGGUCCCGCCGGCGGUGCUCCGCUGAGCCUCACCUGCAGGGCUGCUCCUCACCCCCUCUGCCGGUCCAGCUCAAGGGGAGAGCAGGGGUGAGGGGCCAUUGCCUUCCUCCCUUCCCCAGGGAGUUGCCACGUUCCAGAAAACACAAAGACUGUCCUGGUGGAACCCGCCUUGCCUGAGUGUAUUUAUCCCUGUCUUAGUUCUGGUGUGUCUCUUUUUACCUUUUUACCUAAACUAUUAUUUUAGGGCUUUUGGCUUGCCCGUGCCAGGCGUGCGGCCGCGACGCCCCCUGUUCCAAGCGGGCACGGCUGUAGAGCGGGAUUCUAGAGGUCAGCCACGUUUGAAACGCUCCAGCUCCUGAAGGUGAGAUUGAGCAGCUGCGAGGUUGGCGUUGGGAGAAGGGCCGGAGGAGGUUAUCCGUUGCUGUUGCUGAUCUGGUGAGUUCCGAGCGCUCUUGAUGUCCUGAGGGGUGUGCUGCUGUGCUUCAGGUGUUGCCAAGCGUUAGGAAGGAGUUUUUUUCUGGACUGACUGAAUUGUGGAGUUAGAGGCUGGCUACCAAAGUCGUCCCUCACCCCUGCUCCCCCCUUGACAGGCACUUGAUCUUUUCUAACAGCAAUAUGGAGUACUGAAAUACCGUCGUCCCGGCGCAGCAAUCGUGGGUGGUUGCUUUUAAACGUGUUUCUACAAACUAGUUUGAUAACUUUUUUAAUCAAUGAAAUGCAAAAACAAAAAAAAAAACAAAAACAAACCCUACUUUAUUUCCUCAUAACAGUUCAGGUUCAGGAAACUUAAAAGUGAAUGGUUCCUAGAGCAAUCACAACUUGGUCCCCUUGCAUGGACUUAAACUUUUUGUAUUCUAAGCAGCUCUGAUGUUCAGAGCAAGUUAAGCAAGCCCAGAGAGACAUGCCUGCCUUGUAUAUUGUAGGUGUUUGCACGUGCUUACGUGUUUCAUAAACAGAAAAGCAUGGGACAGGUAGAUAAGUGCAAAUAUCUUGACAUCUUUUGAAGAAGUCUUCUAAAAAAUAUGCAAUACUAUAAGAGUUUUCUCUACUUCUGAUGCCAAGUUGUUCACGGUGGAGGGGGAAAAUGAACGACAGGUUGCAUGGAUUGGGUUUGGGAGAGGACAUUGGGUUGAAGGAGUUCUCUUGAGGAUGUAAAACAUGUACAGUAAGGAUGGAUGAAGUUCUGAUCCUUGAGGUGAUGAGAGGAACAAGGAGACAUCGCAAAAGAAAUACACUUCAUCUUGCUUUGGCAGAGAAAGCCGGGCGAGAGGUUAGAGCAUAGGCCUGGCGGGCAGGAGAUGUGCCAAGUGAAGGUAAAGUUUGCCCUCCAGGCUGACAGUUUUGGGCACAUGGAAUCACCUCCAUCCCUCACUUUCCCCACCUGCAAAGUGGGACUUGGGAUCAACUUCCUGCCCCUUUCGAGGGAAGUUUGGGGAGGAGUGAUGUACAUAAAGCCUCACUACAUAUAUUUCUCUCUUUUAUAAGCAAGAGGUCUCACUGUUCCUCCCAUGUCUCUCAAAAAGCAGACGUGGCUCUAAUGGGUUUUUGUGUGUCUAGGGAAGGGAAGGCCUUGGAGCCAGGAUAGCGUGUAACGGGGAUGUGCUCCUGAGAGGAACCUUUGCAGGUGUUCCCAGAUGAGCACCUGCAGAGUACAAUUUCAUUGAUCAUUUCAGCCAGGAAAAGUGAUGUUUUCCUUCAGUCCCUUCUUCCUCUUCCCCUGUUAAGUGCAUCAUCACAUAAUGAAUGAUUUUCUAAGCAGCCACCCGAGGGACCAGCCCCCACGGGGUUUCCUGUCAAAGGUCAAACAGGAUUGUACCGAAACAGUAAGAUUGCCAGAGAGCAGUGGCAGAAGACGAGAGAUGAGAGGGUGGCUGAGGUAGGUUUCGUUGCAAUGGAGGUGCUGGGGAGCAGAGAUGUGCUGAGUAUGCUGCUUUAGUCAUAGCUUUCCAAGUUACCAAAAAUCUAAAAGACAAAAAAAGUUAAAAACUUUGAAAUCCUCUCCUGUUCACACCAGAGAGCAUCAAAAGUUACUUUUAGUUGCUUACGAGAUUUUUAAGUGUUUUAAAAUAGAACUUUUAAAAGAAUACUACCAAACUAUAAAAACAUAAAGUUAUUUAUAUACAUAUAUUAUAUAUGAAAAUAGUGGGAAAGUUUCCCUGCUAAGCUUGCUGUGAAGAGAAGGGUGAAGGUGCAGUAACUGCUAGACAAGCAACGCGUUUCUGAAACAGAUGGCAACCGAUCCAUCCAAGCGUAGCGAUGAAAGGAUGGCGUUCAGUGGUGAAGGGAUGGCGUUCAGUGGUGAAGGCCUGCAUGCAAUGGUGAAGGCCUGCAUCCAGAUGGCGUAGCCAGGAGCUUCCUAAGCAGGUUUUGGUUUUACUGUAUCGAUACUGUGAACGGAGGAGCAUCCAAACAGCCCAGGCGCCGGCCGCGCGUCCUGGCCUGCUGACUCACUACUUUCAGUUGGCCUGGUGAAAACCGUGACAUUGGUCCUUCAUGUAGUACUGGGCUGGUCUGAAAACAAAGCUUGUGAAAGGGUUUAGGGUUUUUCUUUUUUCCUCUUUUAUGGUUGAUUUUGGUUUGUUUCCUUUUUUUUUGUUCUUUUUGGUGCAGAGGUUGCCACUGUAUAAACCGAUCAUUUCUGAUUGCAUGCAAAAGAGCCAAUAUUCUUGCCCGGGCCUCACUGAGGUGAAGUUUAUAGCUUGUAGCUAGAGUCAGUAUAAGGUAUGGUAGUGGGAAUCAUUUUAAUAUUAUUUCUGUACAUUUAAUGGAUGUGUAUGUGUAUGUAUGUGUGGGAAUCGUCGUAUCUCUGACAUUUUCUCAAAUAGCGCUGAAAGCAGUUUAGGCCCAUCUGCACUACAAGAUGAAACCUGUUCAGAAGGAAUCGUUUCUUAAACAUUUCUUUCAGUGGUUGUCUUCUGCAGUGCAGCUAAGGCCGAGGUUCGAGAUAAAAAAGGGGUUGGAGGUCAUAUUACGGUAUGGAAUAAACCUCAUGUGAAUUUUCUGGCAGUGGCAUAGCUACUUGGAGCUGCUUUCCGUAACAGUGAUGCCAUCUUCCGUUGCCUCUCCGUUGGCAAGCUGUGUAGCUCUUGACAGUUGCACCAAAGCCGUGGAGAAUCAGAUGCCAACUUUCCAAGUGCAAAUGCUUCUGUGGUGGGUUGAGGCACGGCUUUGCAUUUCCAUGUCUAGCUGCAGCUUUUCCCCCUCUGCCAAAACUGUGAUUUCAACUGUGAUUUCAGGAGGAUGUGAAGAGAACUCUGUCAUGUUUUAAUACCUCUGUACGUAACAUUUCUGUCCGCUCUGGAGUUCGGGCUUACUGACCCGUUGGUUUGCCUGCCUCAGGCAGCGGCGGGAACACGCUCUGGUUCUGCAGUUUUCUUGCUCAGAGGGAGAAUGCAUUUUGUUGUUCUUUGCUGCAGCAGAGAAACUUUCCAAAUGUGAAGCAUUGUGGUUAUCUCCUUGAGCCUGCAGAAAGGCCCCAGUGCCAGGUCACAGCAGAGUGAUGUGCUGGUUGCUGUGGCUGUUCCUUGCUGCUGCCAAGUUCCCUGUGAACAGCUGUGAAAAUAACGAGAUUGUGUUAAUACUGUGCUGCUGCUUUGGGGAAAAGCUGAAACUCUUCCUCUCAGGAGGAUGACUGAUGUGAACGUGGGAGAGGGGAAAAAGCAGAAGGUCUUUUCCUAUUUCCAGCAGCUAGAGAGGGAUGAAGGAGGAGGCUUUGUCAAAGGUGAGUCUGUAACAGGAGGCUGAGAACACACUUAGAGCCACUCAGUAAGCUGCAGGGAUGUGAGCCUGGGAGGAGUCAGGGCAGCUAAUGCAGAUGGGCAAUCCCUCGCUUGUCCUCCUGGCAUUGUCCAGCCAAAAGGUUCGGUCCUUUGACUUACCAGUAUCUUCCUUAUAAUAUUUUCAAGCUGUGAUCUGUGUAAUUUAAACUUGCAGAAAUUUGGGUGGAUGAAGGGCAGGAAGAAUAGAAAGAGUUUUUUGUCUCUGCUGCUGUUGUAAAUCCAGCCGAGGUCAGUAGCGACUGACUCUGUUCCCAUCUGACAGCUCUUCAGGCUGGAACUGCAUUUGGAGGAAGCUGUGAUCCUGCUGGAAGGCACAGCGGGGCAGGCUCUGUGGGAAGGGCACCGAGCCAGGAAUUGAGCCCUCUGCGAGACUGAGGCUGAAAGAAAUCAAGGGGGCAGAGCUCCCUGCUCGUCCUGCCCUUGUUUUGUGACAGCUAGGUGACUUUGCUUUCCAGGGCAGGCUGUCCCACGCCUCUAUGCGGUAGUAAUUUCACUUAGAAGCGUGCUGCCCGGUUCUAAGCAGUGCGGGCUUCAAGCAGAGUCCUUCUGCUGCCUUUGGGUGAUUCAGCCCUGAUGACACAUUUGCAAGAGCAGAGUUGUAGCUUUUAUUUGCUGCUGACUUCAUCUCUCCUGCAGAACCCGUGGUAUAAAUAGAAAGACAGCUGAAAAGGUGCAGCUUCUUUGAGUGGAAGGUAGCUUGUGAGGUAGACCAAGUCAUACAUCUUUAAAGCCAACAAAAAUUACCACCCCUUAUACUUCUGAUUUAAAUUGGUAACGUUCUCCCCUUUGAUCCAUGACGUGCCUGCCAACUGAGCUGUACCAGCAUCCAAGUGUUUCUGCACAUCAGUGACACCAGGUGCUGUUCUUGCCAAACUAGAAAUAUUUGGGGGAUGGGAGAAGUCAAGGAGCUGUAAUUCAGCUAAUUUUUGUCAAGAGUUUGGGCUCUGAGUUUGCCCUGGGAGCCGAGCCCAUAGCCAGGACUACAGUCAGCAAGGCUGGGGGCUUUCGCUGGAGCUGCUGCUGACGUAGCCUCGGCUCAAGGUAACAGGGUUCUCCAAGAUGAGCAUCACUCCCAUCACCAGGUGAGAUCCAUGCACAGAGUUUUGACAUGUUCAGUGGAAGGUCCUAAAGAGGAGCUAGGUAUCUUUAUCAUUGUCAUUCAAAGGAUAUUUUAAUAGAAAAUACAUACAUAUAUAUGUAUGUGCAUUUAUAUAGAUAUAUAUUUGUAACCAAAUAAAAGCUAGAACUAUGCAAACACUACUGGCUGCUGCUUGAAACUAAUGUCUACCAGGACAUUUUGGAAUAGAGUAGAUUUGGAGUAGAUUUGUUUGGGUCUUUUUGUUCUUUCUUCUUUUGAUAAAAUGCAGCAGACCAAAGCUUUGCUGCAGUUAGUCUGAUUAGAAAUGUAGGUUAUUCCUAAUCUGGAACCCACUUGAGUGGGUUUAUAAAGUUAUCUGAAGUGUCCUACCAUCUCCAAAAUGUUUCCACCUGUCUUUGUAUUAUCGCUGAAAGGCUUUCUCUUGUGAAACGUAGGAAAACACGGAGGCUGGGACUAGGAGAGACUGAGUGUGAUGUUAGGGAUGAUAGUUGGAAGAGAAGUAGAAUCAAGGAAGGACUUGGGAGCAUUUUCUUUUGGAAGUAGGAUUGAGUUGACGUCAAGGAAUCUUCCUACUUGUGAAGAUGUCUGCUGCUGGGCUGGAGGCAGUGAUGCAAGAGGCAUCACCAGGCUGAAUCCUGGUAUUGGAAAUCUUCCUGCUGAACCUGAUGGUACUGGAGUUUAGUCUGCUGGGAGAGAAUUCAUAAGGUUUCUACCAUUUCUUUGUGUAAGAUCACAUCUUUGCUUUUAGCACUUACUACAAUAUACCCAACUGUCAUCUUCAGAGACAUUUUAUUCCCAGGAACUGUAGAAAAUUCAGGUUUCCUAUAACAUUAUCCUCAUCCCAACUGUGAACAAGUUACUACUGCUUCUUUUAAUUUAUUGUCUUUCUGUUCCUGAACGUCUGUGUGAUCCAUCUGUUCACCAGCGCCGCCUUCCAGUGCUUCGUUAGCUUUUAUGCACAGGGAAUUGUUGCAAUGGAUAAGUUGACCAUGCUAGUUGGAAGAGUAGAAGCCUCUGGAGAAUGACUUUUGCUUCCUCUAGCUGUCAUUAGGGAGUGCACACACACAUACCUGUAUAUACAUAUAUAUGUAUACAUAUAUAAAGUGUUUCAAUAUAAACUCAUUUAGCAUUAUUCUUAUUUAAUUUAUAUUUUAAUCCAGUUGUAAGCCAAAGUAUUACAGCUUGUGAAAUGAUGUGUCUUGGAAACAGGAGGAACCUUCUUAGAGGGGAGCUCUGAAAGGUCUUUGUUGACAAAAAUAUGGAUACGAAUUACUUAAGAACUUGUGCUGCUGCAUCCAAGAGAUUUGCAGCCUUGGGAGGAUUUCAGGCUUGCUGGGUAAAGUUUGAUGGUGGAGAGGCAGGGUGGGUUCUCAUCUUAAACCACUCAUUUCUUUUCUCAUCCAGUAUCACUUGGUAUUGGAGGAGCUGCUGCAAGAGCAGGACGGCAGGGCGUCUGAUGGAGAUGAGGAGUGAUGUCAGGCAGCACUGUGUGCUUCUAGGCUCUUUUCUCUCAGAUCUGGACUGAGAUGUGCUGCUGUUGGUGCGAGGCACCUCGGCACUGCCACGUAGAACAGGCCUGCAGGGAGCUUGGUUCCCUCCAUCGUUGGAAUGAGCACCUUAAAAGCCCGAUUCAGCUGUGUUCCUGCUGCUGGACUUUUCCAGCAGAAUCCCUUUGGAGUCUCUGCCACCCCACUGUGCCAGCUGGCCACAAACCUGGGGCAUCUGGCCUGCCUCUUGAAUUGGGAUGCUUUGAGGAAGCAUGAGGACUUGCCUACUAGAAUGCCUCACGGAAAUCCCUUGCAAGGGAAAAACGAGUCAGGAAUUUAGGUGCAGGUUUGCUGUAUGUGCUGUAACGUGAAUCUAAAGUGAUUCCACAUGGUCCUGCCUUAUGAAUGCAGAGUUUGGAUGAGUUUUUGUAAAUAAGCCUAGAAAAGACUGGACAGGCUGUCUUGGUGCUGGCACUACUUCUGCCUGCGUCCCCUUUGGCUCACUGUUCCAGGAUGGAGGGAAGGUCAGAGCUGAGGUGUUUGUUGAGAUGGAGCUCAGCAGCCACCACACUGGGUACUCCUGGGCUGUGGCUCGUCUGUGCUGUUGGAGCAGUUCCAGCAACCCAUGAAGGAGGAUCAGGGCCCUCUGAAGGCCUGGAAAUCGUAGGGGUUUUUAUGGUACUUAGCUGUUCUGUAGGAAAACAAGUAUGUUCUGGCAAGCCUAGAUGUAAAGAGGGAGAAGACAUCAAACCAGACUGUAGUCUGGCAGGACUGGGAGCUGGAGAGAAAGGCACAAAACCAGACACUGAUGUAUUUAGUGUCUAAUUUAUAGUUUUAGAAAACCAGCCGUUGCUAUUUACUGAUGUCUGGGGGUGUUGGAGUUUUCUUUAGUAACUUCGGUGGAGGUGCCUGUUCUGCUGUCACCAGUGGGAAGGAAAAAUUAGUUUAGAGGUAAAAUCUUGCUGGUUCUUCUGUGCCAGGGACUAAUUGCCUUUCUAAGGAAUUAGCAAACACUAAGAAAAGAUUCACCUCUUAACAAUCUUGCACAGGCCUGGCAGCAGCUCUGCUUGCCCCUGCUCCUCAGCUAUUUUUCAGGAAAGGGUUUCUUGCAUCCUUUUGCUGAGCAGGGUGAUGGUUGAUCAAGUAAGUUCAUUAAAUACUCGCAGCUCAUGGUGUGUAGCAAGAGCUCUGCCAGCCACAUGCCCUGCAGUUUUUAGCUACUAGAUCUGGUGAAUAUAAAAACACUCUAAACUGAUCUGUUCCUAAUUGCAGUCACCAGGCACUGCAGGUCAAGUACCAGGCCCCUUCCGUGCCGCCUGCUGUACGUGUCACAUCAUCACAUCAUCUGUCACAUCAGAUUCCUUUGGCCUGAGUAAGGGGGCUGUGAAUGCAUGCUGCUGGCUGUCUUUAUAACAUUCUGAUGGCCUUUUGGUACAGACCAAAAGUGCUUCUUUUUGUUCUUUUUGUUCUAAAGCUUUAAUUGUUUUCAUGGAGAUGUUGAAAGAUCUUAGAUCCCUUAGAUCUCUUCAGUUCAAUUCUCGUCCAGUGUCAAUUUGGGAUCCAAGAACAAUUUCUACAAUAUCUAUGGAUAGGAUUUUCUAGGACUGCACAGAUCACAGAAUGUUUAUAACCUGUGGCUGUGAUGUUUAUAGCACAGGGUUUUUGCAGCCACAGAGAUUGGGAGGGAUGAGGAAGGGCCUUUGUGGAGAGCCAGGCUCUGUUGCAGCAUGGAUCGAGUCAUGGGGCAUGGGUGCCCGCUGGGCCCUUCCAGGUUAGCACAGAGUGAGUUUUCUUUGGCUGUUUUCCUCUCGGCUUCCCAUCACAUGAGCACUUCAGCUCCUCACUUUGGGAGCAAACAAGAGGCUCUGGUGCCUUCACCUUCAGGAAUGCGGCCAGCACUGAGGUGGUGGGUCAGGAGCCAGUCGGGGAACCUUAGGAGAGGAAUUGUGCACCUUCCGAACCAAAAAGUAGUUGGACUUCCCAGGAAGGUGGAGGAGUCACCACCCCUGGAGACAUUUAAAAGCCAUGUAGAUGAGAUGCUGAGGGACAUGGUUUAGUGAUUAGAAUCGAUGAUCUUAAAGGUCUUCUUUUCCAACCAAAACAAUUCUGUGAUUGUAUGCUAAGGCUUUUGUGAAUGAGGAGUUAAACCUGCCUGUGGCAGGGUGGUGGAGUGGGCCUGUGGGUCUGGGCUGUCUAUUCAGAGCCUUGUUUUGGGCCCUUUCAGCAAUCUGGGCAAGGGAAAGUGGUAGCCUUUGAACUCCCUGAUCUGGGUGCAGGUUUGCACUGAGAAAUACACAGAGGGGCCACAGUGGAAGGGCUGUGGCAGAGAGGCUGUGGCGCAGCAGUUGUAUCCUACCACCACAUUUCCACCUUUCUCGUUCGUGAGUGAUGAAUCCAGGAGCAGGGAUCCUGUUUGCCACGCUCCCCGGAGAAGUCCAGCAGCUCCCUAUGGCUGAGUGCAGCCUCCAGGCUCCUGUUUCCAUUAGACUCUGCCAAGCUGCAGUUUUGUUACUUUUUUUUUAGUAUUACCAUGUAAAAUUGGGCAGCUUUAAUGGGCUUCCUAGUUCAUAUCAGUUAAGCUUUUGAAACAUAUUCAGGUAUCUGUUAAACACUGCUGUGCAAGUUCCUUGUUUAAUCUGAUUUAUCCUGAUGUAUCAUUUCACUGCAGUUAGCUAAGGCAGUGCUGCCACAAUAAAUGUGUUCACUUUUUGCUGACUGGUAGCUAUGUUAAGCCUCCAGCUUUACUGAGCUUUUGUCAAUGUACUUCACCCCCUCCCCCUCAGAUCUAUGGUCAGACACCUUCCUUGGGUUUAUAAUGCAGUGAAGCUUAUUUAUUGAAACUUUCCUUUUAUCUUUGCAGUCAGACCCAAUGCUAUUGGCUAUGAAGCUGUGAAUCUAAUUAGAAACAAGGAAAUGAAGCUAAAUUGGUUACCUUGACUGCUGGUUGUAAAAUGCAGAAGGUAGCAGCAUAAAGGGAGACAAAUGCAAUUGAAAUGACUCAGAUCAGAUGAGGGUAGGAAUCACAAAACUGCAGCUGAGGAACCUCUCAGAAAUGAGGUUGAACCUGGUGAUGUGACUUCACUGCUUCUACUUUUGGUCAAGUCUAAAAGCUGUUUCUAGAGACUGAGAGGUUUGCCCCAGCCCAUUGGCUCAUGGCUGUGUCAGUGUGUUGCUUGGAUAAGGACAUUCAGGCUCCCGGGGUGUUAUUGGCUUAGAGUUUACAUGUCUAAGGAAACUGUACAGGUUACUGUGAGGCUUUUGUUUAAUGCUCCAUAGCAUGGAAAUUAGUACCUGAAUUGACUUUUGGCAUGGAGAGGCAGCAGCUGGGACUAGGGAUGAAGGCAAGGGGAGAAGGAAGGUGGUGUUUUGUGGUGGAGGUUGUUGGCUGUGCUCCUGCAGACAGCCUGAGUGAGGCCCAUGGGCUGCACCCCUGCCAGAGUCAAAGGCAGGCCCCAGGCAGGGUCCUGAAAACACAGGGAGGUUUGUUCACUCAUCUGCCUUCAGGGGGUGGUCACAGCCCGAGGGCCAACUGGAGCUCUGGUGGAGCUGAAGGGAAGAAGCGUGUAGGUGACUUGCAGGUACUUUUCCCACGUGUUGGGAGGUUUCCUAAGCCAGGGUUGUGCUGGGCAAAGGAGCCUGUCUGGAUUGCAGGUGAAUUUGGGAUGGAGAACAGUUUGCUUACGACUAAAUCCUUUUGUCUCCUCUGAGGUGCUUGCCUGGCAGGAAGCUGCCACAGCUUCCAGGGUUAUGUUGUUGCAGGGCAAAGUAUGGGCAGUAUUGUGAAGUGAGAGGAGUGCUGUCAUUCAGUAAUACCUGUUUCUUUGUGUUUGUGUAUGUGGAGUUGCUGACAGUCCAGACAGGCCAAGGGGUGCAGGAGUAAUCCUUCUUGGUGGCUUUUCUGAAUAAGCUCUUUUAGAAGCUGUUUUAGGAAGGGAAAAAAUGCACAGCUGUAUGUUCUUGUGGUAACGUAUUCCUCACACUGUGACCCACAGAGGUGCAGCAGAGGACAAGAGAAGACUGUGUCAGAGCUUAGGUCAUAGAAAUGAGACAGCUAUUCAAAGUCCUGCUUUUGUCUGAAAAGGGAAGGGAUGUGGUUUUCCCCAUAGCCUCUGGUAUCUUAAACACUAGCUGCAGCUCCUGGGAGCGGUGCCCCAGCAGUCUCCAGAGCUGCCCUCUGCCCCCUCCUUUCCCCAGCAUCCCCCCCAUCUUUCCUGUACAACACUGUGAAUACGACACCUGUAGCUCUUUACAACCUUCCCAUUACAACUGCUCAGAGCGUGAAACGCUGUCCUGCACUGUCACUGGAGCAGAGGAGCCAGGACCGAGCACCCUGUUCAGCUGAGCAGCCACCCCAAAGGGGAGCUGGGACGGAGCACUUGCUGCAGAGCCACCCAGCGUGUGGUGCCAGAGUUCACAGCGUCAGUGACUUCGUGUAGCCAUUUGCUAAUCAAAUUUGAUUUCGUAAUGAACUAAACUGACAAUCAACUUCUAAAACAUUAAAGCCUCAUAGAGGGAAUAGUCAAGUACAUCUUCAACGGGAAGAUUUAACUGGGAUAACUUUUAAUGAAGAGCACAGGAUAUUUUUCCUUUCCUUUUGGUUUCUUUUGAGCAGUCUUUCCAGACAUUGAGUUGCGUCGAGCAGCAGAAGAUUCACAGGACAGUAACUACCUCUCUCUCUCGGAGUGCUGAGGUUACCACGCUACACACUCUUAUCAGCAAAGCUUUCACUUCGAACAGAUUUGUUUUCCUUACCUCUGUGUUUCAGAAAUGCAGGUCUGCUCUGUAAAGUGACUCUAUGAAAAUGGCAUCAGGCAGGAGCGGGGGGCAGCAGCCUUUGGGGUCCCUGUUCCCGCUCCGCCGCCCGUUCCUCGCCGUGGCCGCCGCAGGCUGGCUCUGGGGCUGCGGCGGCUCGGGGCACACUCGCCACGUCGCGGCUUCUGCGGGGGAAGGAACCGUCCCGGGCCAGAGGCUGCUGCCGGCGCUGCGAGACCGGGCUCGGCGUCCCGCGCAGGAUAGCGGCGCGGGGGGCAGCGCAGGGGAGAGUCCGUCUCCCUCCUGCCUCCAAGCGAGCAGGCAGCAGUCAAAACAGAAGCAAUAAAAUAAAGAACACUUUUAUAUGUGGGUCCUUAGUCAGCAGAUCUGACUCUGCAGAUUUAUACACACACACAGAGCAGAUCUCUGGUGUGAAAAGGUGCCAUUUUUUCUAAAGAGAGUCCCUUUCCAAACUAGAACAGCACUUUACAUAGGUUCCUCUUAAAAAAAGAAAAAUGAAAAGAAAAAAAAAAAAGAGAAAAAAAACAACAAAAAACCCCAACAAAAAAGGAGAUUCCCCCCUUUCCUGAAGAAAUGCACUUUAACUCCUCAGCCGCGUACGGCAGCGCCGGCGUUCGACACAGCGGCAGCGGCCCCUCGCCAGCCCGAGCCGGCCCCGCCGCAGCUCUACCUCCCGCUCCCGCCGCGGCACGGCACGUUCCGCGGCCGCCUGCCCCCGUGCCUCUGCAGUCGGCCAAGAACUCCCCUGGGCUCGGAGGAGGGUUCCAGCCCCGGCACACGGCAGGCAGCGGCCCUGGCGCGGCACUGAGCCGAGUCCAGCGAGCAGAGCCAGCGCGACGCCGGUGCUGGGGUUGGGGGCGUUUUUGUUUCCCUCGUGAUGUGGAGCCCCAGUCAGUUCAGUAUUUGAUUUUUUAAAGCCAAGUUUGCCUGUCCCACAUUGAUUCUGCUCUGGGCUGAGGCGCAGAGUACCCAUUUGUAAGAGUUGUGCUGUCACCUCCAACUGUUACCCUAUCAAUCAAACUUUCUCAGACAGGUGUCCUAACACAACUUACUUUCACAGUUAAAAGUUCCUGCUGUACUAAUUAUUCUCUCAGUUUUUUUCUUACUAAAUUAAUUUUGGUUGCAAUCCUUACUUCAAGACAAAAACCCAGUCAGUGCUCACAGUAGGCUGCAGGUGGUUGAAGCGGGAUCCCUCUGCAGGUAACUUGUGGAUAGCCGAGUGUUCCUCGAUGGUUUUACAAGCUGUUCCCAAGCUGACCCUCCACCACCGCUUCUCCUUCCCCCCUGCAGUGGGAGCUGGCAGGCAGAAGCCCUGUGGAGGGGCGCCCGGCCGUGCGGGGAGUGCCAGCGCUGCUGGAGCGGGGCAGGGGCAGCGGCGCUGGGGCAGGGGUGACAUCCUGCCGGGGAAGGGGGGACGGGGCCAUGGCCCUGAAAGCAGUUUAGCAACAAGCGCUCUCGUUGGACAGCUUUAAGAACAAUGUGAAUGAAAACUUAGCAACUUGGGUAGGAAUCUGAACAUUCUAUAAAUGUAUACUUGAAAUUCUGUUUGUAUUAAACGAAAACAUCGCAUUUUCCUCUUUCUUUUAACACUGUGUAAAAGAACAUUAUGCAUGUGAGUGGUUUGAGAAUUAAAUGGUUUAAUACUCACAUC